Molecule: messenger RNA, 1902 nt
Organism: Thyridium curvatum
Lineage: Eukaryota; Fungi; Ascomycota; Sordariomycetes; Thyridiales; Thyridiaceae
Exons: 2
Coding region: 1-1902 (633 amino acids)
Source: RefSeq, a predicted model, not a curated record
AUGGCCGACCAGUGCAUUGUGUGUCUGGACAAUCUAGACACCGCGGGCGCUGUGCAUCCCCCACUGCUCCCUUCUGGCAGCUCCCCAGACUCGGCAGCGUCAGAGGAGCCAGACACUGCACCCGCGACAGUGCCCUCGAGCACUAUCACCGCGACAAUUUCGACGCCCAAACACCACGAUAACCACGACAAUGUUGCCAUCAUCGAGGUCUGCGGCCAUAUGCUACAUGACACAUGUUUGCGUGAAUGGACUGGCAAAGCAAAUAGCUGCCCCAUUUGCCGGCAAUCAUUCCACUUGGUACAGGUGUACGAUAAGGUUGGAGGUAAACUCCUUUCCACUUAUAAUGUCGAAGACAAGAAACAAGUCGCCGAGUUUGAUCCGCAGGCAUGGCUCGACGACAACCCCGAGGAGGAGGAAGAGGUGACGCCCUGCCCCGUCUGCAACCUGGCAGAUAACGAGGAUGUGCUUCUCCUAUGUGACGGGUGCGAUACUCCGUAUCAUACAUAUUGCAUCGGGCUGGAUGGUGUUCCAGCGGGCUCCUGGUUCUGCAUGGAAUGUGCAGAGCUUCUGGGGCCAGACGCCCAGGCUCCCCCACCACAGCCGUCCACCGCAAGGACAGGAGGGAACCGGCGACGUGCUGGCUUCUUUCCUCGAACUCAAGCCAGCAUGAGACGCGCGAGGCAACGGGCGCGGUCAGAUGAGUGGCAAGGCGCUUGGGGUCAAAUCACCGGGCGCAUAUGGGACAUACUCGAGAUCGAUCUCGACCUCCAUGACGAGGAGGGCUUAGAAGAUUACCGCACAUCACAACGGAUGCACGAACUCGAGCUACGCGAGUUCCAGAGAUGGCAGCAACGCCUCAACAUUGCCCGCGAGAACGGUGCUCAGGAUGUCUUUGCCCGCAACAUCCCUCACGCUCUCCUGCAACAUCAGCAAGUGAGCCACGCUAGGCAGCCACCCCAGCCGCCUGCCGAAGAGACGAGGGAAGAGAGGAGAGCUUGGGGGGCUCUAGACAGGGCAAGGGAAUCCGAAGCAGCGAGUCCGAGUAGCAGGAAGCGUAAGUCGCGUUCUGUGACCGCCUCGCCGGCAGAGCCCGCCCCCGAGCCCGAGCGGCGCCUCAAGCGUCCACGCACCAGACGGAUCGGUGCCCCGAGUAACGCCUCGUCCGCCGGCGAAUCUGCCUCCCAGGCGCCCUCCAGAAUGAGCAGGAAUGGCGCUCCUGUUGCAGCAGCCCCUACUGCCAGGUCGCCUGGGCACAACGAGGAAGCCCCUUCUUUCCUCUCGUCACUCCUUCGAGAAGUUGAGAUGAGCACCCCAUCUGAUGACGAAAAUAUCCGGUGUCUGUUCGGCGAUAACCGGCCUGCUGUUGAUCCAUCGUCCCCCGGUUCUUCACCCGCAGCAUCAGCGCACAAUAGUCCUCGCGCUCUGUCGACCACACCUCCGCCGAUGAGAAGUGUGAGACCGAGCUCUCCCACGUCACUCAGCUCGCAUAUCGAACCCAUUUACCCCCCUGCCAACUACUCACCGACGAGGAAGCCGGGUGAGCCGAGCGAUCCCGAACAACGCCAGACCAACGGGGCAGGGCCUUCAGAACUACGCCAACCCAGACCCAGACGACAGCAGCCCCUUGUUCUCCGUCGGUCUCCCGAUUCUUCGCCUACCCGGCCCAACUUGUCUCUUGAAACGAAGGAGAAUAUCAGCAACAUUGUUCGAUCUGUCCUGAAGCCACAUUGGAAAGGGAGCCAGCUGACAGCUGACCAAUAUGCGGCUAUUAACCGCGACGUCUCCCGGAAGCUCUACGAGGAGGUAAUAGAUCCGGCCGCUAUCGACGAAGAUGCCCGGAGGACUUGGGAGAAAAGAGCUGAGAAAGAGGUCGCCCAAGCCAUCGCAGAGCUUAAGAGCUGA